AUGCAAUCAAUACUACCAACUGGUUCAGCAACGCACCAUCUAAAUCUAAACCUAACCCCAGAUCUACAAACCCGUCGCCCAUACACCCUCCUCAUAGCCAUCUCCACACCACCACCAAACUCCCCAACAAUCAUCAGCUACUGGGGUCCACCGUCCAGCCCCUCACGCUCGCACAUGCAACUGCAAACGCCACUAACAGUCGCCCAAGUGCAAUUAAUCGCUUCCUACGACUUCGGCCUCGUACACAUCCAAGCUAGCGAAAGUAUCUGUCUGGCAAACUUCCUCCACUGUCAACUUGAAUCUCUGCAAACGUCAUCGCACGAUGCACAGAUGGUAUCGAAGCUCGUCGCGCAUUUACACAGCCUAAACGCCGGUUCUGGUUCUGACGAUACUGUCAAAGUAAACAUCCUAACCAUCACCGUCCUCGGCGACAAGAGCGAAACCGACAAUCUAACCCCCCAAGACCGUAAACUACUCUGGAAAUGGGCGAAACCCCAAAGUGAAUACCGAGAAAAAGGCUUCUGGAACCAUAGUUUGACACAAGUGCUUGAGAAUGCGGAGUGGAAUGCUGGCAAGGGAGUUUUGGUGUUUGUCAAGGCGGUAGAGGAGGAGGAGUAUGAGAGGGUAGUCAAGGGGGAGAUGAAGAUGUGA
Messenger RNA from Pyrenophora tritici-repentis Pt-1C-BFP, 651 nucleotides. RefSeq lists its product as uncharacterized. Lineage: Eukaryota; Fungi; Ascomycota; Dothideomycetes; Pleosporales; Pleosporaceae. The record is from RefSeq and is a predicted model, not a curated record.